Molecule: messenger RNA, 1875 nt
Organism: Cladocopium goreaui
Lineage: Eukaryota; Dinophyceae; Suessiales; Symbiodiniaceae
Source: the annotation of a GenBank genome assembly
AUGCCACUCUUUAUCACUGACUGGAAAGCGUGGUCCACGAAAGAUGUGGUGGCAGGUAUCACUGUCGCGGUGACCAGUCUGCCGCAGUACAUUGCCUAUGCCGAGUUAGCUCAGCUCAGUGGAUUUCGAGGGAUCGUCGCUUCUGGGCCACCUUUGAUCGCCUUUGCCUUUCUGACGGGCAAUCCUUGUUUGAACAUUGGAGUGACUUCCAUCACUGCCCUGAUGGCCACAGCGGAUUUGAAGGGAGCUGAGUAUCGAGAAGCAUUUGGCGAAGCCGCCUGGUCCCAGAUUUUGGGCACCUAUUCCAUGAUGAUCGGCGCGGCCUCCAUUGUUCUGGCGGUCUUGGGGGCUGGGCGCCUGGUGAAACACAUCCCUGCGCCCGUGAAGGCGGGUUGGAAACUGGGCUUUGCACUGGCAGCCUGCGCUGCGCAGACACCCAGCAGUGCCUUCCAACAUGCGAAGCAACUGAAGAAGAUUUGUGUCUUGCCCAUUGUGAAUGGCCAGCCUUUAAAGAGUGGCGCUGCCAAUAUGUAUCGCUUGGUAUGGACCCUGACACAUCCAAUGCAUUGGGACGCCGAGGCCAUCCUCUUCUCAGCAAUGACGCUGUUUAUCGUGAUGCACUUCAAGAGUCCUUUGAAGGUGAUCGCGGCCACAGCCGUGGGUGCGGGAGUUUCUUAUGUGCGACAGUAUCAAGGCGAUGUGGUGGGCUUGCCGCCACCUGGCUCCGAGCUGCACAUCACUGGGAACCUCCAGGCUGAUCUAACCAGCUGGGUGCAUCAGUGGCCAUGGGAGAUGCCAAUAGAUGCGACCGUGGCUCGUCUUGGUGGCUGGCCUAUGGCCAUUCUGUCGGCGGUGGCCUUCGCCUUUGUGGACUACCUGGCCAUCAUUUCGGUGGAGGCUGAACGACCCGCACCAGGUGGCAGUAGACCCUCCCGAGAGAUGGCCGGACAGGGAUUUGCCUGUAUUGCCUCUGGCAUGGGAGGUAGUGCACCCGUGGGCGGAUCGCUGACCCGGUCCAUGCUGGCAGGGAUGAUCGGGGCUUCUUCUCCGAUGAUGGGGCUGGUCUGCGGCUUCGUCACAAUGUGCCUGGGUUUUCCCUUCAUCGCCACCCUGUUGGAACCCACUCCGAAGGCGGUCUUAUCCUCAACGGUGCUGGCAGCCGUGCUGCCCGCAGUGGUGGCGCCGAAGGAUCUGCUGCGUUUGAAGGGCAGCGAUGCUUUGGCUGGUUGGAUUUCAGCUGCUGCAACCUGUAUGACUGAUCCAACCAAGGGCUUUGGAAUCGGCUGUGCAACCUAUUUCCUGUUCUACGGAAUGCGCAGGGUGAAAAUUAGCUGCCAGAAUCCCUGUGUUCGACUUAGUGCCAGUGCCACUCCGACCCACUCCGAUCAGAACAAGUUGAGCGAGAAGGAUUUGAGAAUCGCUGCUGCGCACGAGUGCGUGGGUCUGGUGGUGAAGAAGUGGAUCCUGGGCGAUGCCGAAGGACUGAAGGUCCAGGUCUACCAGGUCUGGUCCAAAUGGGCCUUGAGGCGCGCAGAGGAUGAGAAGAAACUGGCCUCUGUUCACAUGGCCUUGAGCAAGUGGGCGCGGGGCGAUGCCAAAGGAGUUUUGCAGACGGUCUUCAGCAGCUGGAAGCACGAUGCCAGUGUGGCUGCCGGAGAGCGCAAGACCGAGGCAGCGCUGGAUGUGGAAAGGGAAAAGAUGGAACGAUACCUGGAACCUCGGCAUUUUGUGGUGGCCUGGACGUUAUACUCUUGUUCCAUCACCACCACCACCGCCACCACCACCACCAGCAGCAGCACCAGCAGAAAUUCUCAGAAGAGGAUUCCCCGCUUUGACUCCAUCUCCGAGUGGCCGCAGGGCACGGAGACGAGCUGA